Messenger RNA from Fimicolochytrium jonesii, 2870 nucleotides. RefSeq names its product ubiquitin-protein ligase, cullin 4. The transcript has 13 exons. Gene Ontology annotation, biological process: ubiquitin-dependent protein catabolic process; protein ubiquitination; DNA damage response. The record is from RefSeq and is a predicted model, not a curated record. Bases 327 to 2675 code for a protein of 782 amino acids. Gene Ontology annotation, cellular component: Cul4-RING E3 ubiquitin ligase complex. Gene Ontology annotation, molecular function: ubiquitin protein ligase binding. NCBI's taxonomy places the organism in Eukaryota, Fungi, Chytridiomycota, Chytridiomycetes, Spizellomycetales, Powellomycetaceae.
UAGUAUGACGGCACGGGAGCGUGGUACGUAUCCCACAAGCCAUUCCACAUGUGACGCGAUCUCCAAGUAGUGUGGGAACUAUGAAGUCCGCAAACUGACCUGCGAAAACCCCGUUUUCCCACGUCUCAUCCAUCACAGAAGGCAAGAAACGCAAAACCCUCGACACGACCCAAUCCACGCUCGACAGCUUCGCUUCCCGCAGCAGCAGCACCCUCAAUCCAAACCACAACGGGGGCGGAAGCGGCAGUGGGAAGAAACUGAAACUGGGACAUAACCAGCAGCAAAAGGGGAAUUUAACCAUAACCGCAAAAGACGGCGCGGCGCAGAUGGAUAAAGGGAAGGGGAAGGAACCGGCGUACUGCGUUGCUGCGGAUGGGGGUGGUGCCGCUGCCGGGGCUACGGGGACUCGGCCGGGGCUGGCGAAGCGGGAUGCGCCGAAGAAGUUGGUGAUCAAGGCGUUUAAAGUCAAACCAAAACUCCCCGAAAACUACGUCGCAAACACCUGGUCACGUCUCGAACAAGCCGUGCGCGCCAUCCACUCCCAGCAGUCAAUUCCGGAUAGUCUGGAGGAACUGUAUCAGGCGUGUGAGAAUCUGUGUUAUCAUAAGAAGGCGGAUGAGCUGUAUGGGAAUCUGAGGGCGUUGUGUGAUGGGCAUGCUCAGGCGGAGUUGAGGAGGAUCGGGGAGAGCACAAGUUCGACUGCGUCUAUCUUACACGUUGUGAACGACUCGUGGGUCACGUACUGUCGGCAGAUGAUCUUGAUUCGAAGCAUAUUUCUCUAUCUGGAUCGCACAUAUGUCCUGCACACCUCUGGCUUACGGUCGCUGUGGGAUAUGGCCUUAGAACUGUACCGGCAAAGGAUAUUAGACGACUCGCAUCCGUUGAAAUCACGCUUGGUACACGCUCUUUUAGCGGAGAUUGAGCGAGAGAGAAAUGGGGAACAAAUCGACCGCAACCUCCUCCGUUCCCUCCUCCGUAUGUUCAUGGACCUCUCGAUCUACUACUCAAGCUUCGACACCGUGUUCCGAGAUGCCAGUGAAAAAUACUACCAGCGCGAAGGAGGGCGGCUGGUAUCGGAACUCGAGGACCAGCCGGCAGGCGGACCCGCUGUGGGGCGGUACUUGCAGCAUGUAGGAGCAAGAUUGGCGCAGGAGGUGGAGCGGUGUACGGCGGGCGUGGGAUAUCUCGAUUUGGGAAGCCGGAAGGGGCUUUUGGCGAUUGUGGAGAAUAUGCUGGUUCGGAAACAUGUGAAGGCGUUGUUGGAUAACGGGCUGGACGAAUUGAUGGACUCAUCAAGUAUAAAAGAGUUGGGCCAGCUGUAUAGUCUGUUCUCCCGUGUUGGAGCGUUGGACCAGCUGCGGACGGCUUUCGUCUCCUAUCUGAGGAAAACCGGCCAAAAAAUCGUCACAUCUCAAGACGAAGUCAACAUGGUCGACGACCUCCUCGCCUUCCGCGACCGCGUAAUCGACAUCAUCAAAGAAUCCUUUGCGUCCAGCGACACGAUGCACAACGCCAUGAAGGAGGCGUUUGAAUUCUUCAUCAACCAGCGGCAGAACAGGCCUGCUGAGCUGGUUGCUAAAUGGAUCGACGCUAAGCUGAAGACGAGCAAGGGCGUGACGGAUGAGGAUUUGGAGGCGCAGUUGGAUAAGUCGCUUUUGUUGUUUAGAUACAUCCAAGGAAAGGAUAUCUUCGAGGCGUUUUACAAGAAGGACCUUGCAAAACGUCUCCUUUUGCAAAAGAGUACCAGCGUGGACGCUGAGAAGAGUAUGCUCAGCAAGCUCAAAAUCGAAUGCGGUCCGGGUUUCACAUCGAAGCUCGAAGGAAUGUUCAAAGACAUCGAAAUAUCAAAGGACUACAUGACGAGCUUCCGGGAGUCAGCAAAGUAUACCACCCAACUGGGCAACAUUGAUUUCUCGGUCAACGUCCUGACACAUGGGUACUGGCCAACAUAUACGCCUGUGCCAUGCCUUGUUCCUCCGGAGAUAGAGCAAUGUCAGAAAGUGUUCUUGGAGUUCUACGAGAGCAAGCAUAAGGGACGACGGUUAACGUGGCAGAGUCUGCUGGGAUCUGGGAUUUUGCGAUGCGAGUUCAAGAAGGGCAAGAAGGAGUUAUCGGUCUCUCUCUUUCAAGCAAUGGUUAUCCUACUCUUCAACGACUACGAACGUCUCACCUAUGCCGACAUCGUCAAGCUAACCGGCCUCGACGACAAAGAAGUCACCCGAACCCUCCAAUCCCUCAGCCUCGGCAAACUCCGCAUCCUGAACAUCGACCAAAGCGCCUCGUCCCCCACAUCCGCCGCCUCGCCGCGCACCCCCACAAAAGCCAAAACAAAAGACCUGCACUCCGACGACGCCUUCACGGUCAACGACAACUUUGACAACCCGCUGUACCGCAUCAAGAUCAACCAGAUUCAGAUGAAGGAGACGGUCGAGGAGAGGGAUAAGACGGAGGAGGGCGUGUUUCAGGAUAGGCAGUAUAGUGUGGAUGCGGCGGUGGUGAGGAUUAUGAAAAGUAGGAAGAGGUUGAAGCAUAGUCAGUUGAUUGCGGAGCUGGGGAGUGCUUUGAAGUUUACUGCUAAGCCGGCGGACCUGAAAAAACGCAUAGAGAGCCUGAUUGACCGGGAAUACCUGGAACGAGACGCCAAGGAUUCCGAUGUAUAUGUGUACCUGGCGUGAGAAAUGCUGUUCGCGUUGAACCUGCUCCCCUUCGCCGCACUAGUGUACCUAGCUAGCUCGCCUAGAUGUUUUCCGUAUACCAUCCCGGUUUUUGUUUUCAUGGGGCGCCACAGGCACGUUUUUUGUGCUUCCUUUCAUAUGGAAUAUAAUACUGGUGCCUUUGGAGGGUUGUAUAUACCCUAGCAUAUUUGAGCA